GUUGAAAUCAAGAAAAAGAAAUGGGCAUGGGCAGGACACGUAAUGAGGAGGGAAGAUAACCGAUGGUCAUUAAGAGUUACGGACUGGAUUCCAAGGGAAGGAAAGCGUAGCAGAGGGCGGCAGAAAGUUAGGUGGGCGGAUGAGAUUAAGAAGUUUGCAGGGACAAUAUGGCCACAAUUAGUACAUGACCGGGGUAGUUGGAGAAGUAUGGGAGAAGCCUUUGCCCUGCAGUGGGCAUAACCAAGCUGAUGAUGAUGAUGAUGACACGUCAUGGCGCCUCCUCGCAAGACACGAACCGCUGCUGAAGAAGCGAAUCGUAGAGCCACAGCGCGCGGCUGCAGGCCAGGCAACGUCGGGCUCGGCAGACCGCUAUGCAGAGGGCAGCGCAAGCCGCAGCUCGCCGUCGACGCGGGGUAGAUAUAUUGUUCUCGCGAAAACGAUGCGAACACCCUUCACUGCGUGCUGCCUAAAAUGGAGGUCCUAUGGGGUCAUUCCACCAGCUUACGCUGUGACUGUGCUACAUGGACCGUGCAGGCCUGUGACAUUUUUUUUUUCUUUACCGGAGGGCAUAUCUUCAGGCUAUACCGAGGCAGCCGCUCGCACGAUCAGCGCUGCCCUUUGAACAAAAGAUCGCUGACGGUUAUCUGGCGCAGCCUAAACAGUGGAUUGUGUCGCACCGUAGCUUUCGGCAAAAAACUCAUUAAAAGUGUCGUAUCGGGUCGACGUGUUGCGCGAUCGAAACCCGAAGCCUGAACAGCCAUCUUCUCUUCCCGGAUGCUGGCGAAGCAUGGAAGGACUCCGGCCGAAGAGAUAAUGGUCGGGUGGGCGUAGCCGGGAGAGGACGAAGUGUCCCACUUCCGCGGUCCUUCUCGCGCCAGCGGAUGCAAGAGGACUAUAGGAAACGCAUUUCACUCUUUCGGCGGGAAGUCUGCGUGCUCCGUUGCAGUGGUGUAGGUUCCCGCUGGACGUGGCGCGGUAGACCGGUGGAUUCGAGAAUUAAUGAGCGACGUGCGACCUGAGGGGCCUUUCUUAAGGUGUCUGAUCUACUGAAGACAAUUGAACUCACAACAUAUAUCGCUCUAAAGAGGAUUUACGGGCUGCUUUGACAUUUACGCAAGAUUUUACUUGCAGGCACUGAAUCGACAUGCACGGUUAUGGGAAAGCGCUCCUGUGCCUGGCCUGCUUUGGGUUGCACCUCAUUGCGGACACGGCAGCAAACCCAAGUAAUGAAACUGCACCCUCGGAGCAAAGGGCCGCAGACGACGUACCGCUGUUCCUGACACAGUACAUACGGAACGGGAGCAUCGACGAAGCUCAGAGAAGGAGCAAGGUGGACCUGUUCGAAAGUCGCGUAGGAGCGAAGGCGCAUUCGGGCUACGUCACCGUGAACGAGAGCACCGGGAGCAACCUGUUCUUCCUCUACGUCAAGGCUGCCAAUAACCGAAGCGGCGAGACGCCGCUUGUCCUGUGGCUCGAAGGCGGUCCCGGCAAGUCAGCGCUGUUCGGCCAAUUUCUCGAGAGCGGACCGCUGGGCAUCGGGCCCGACGGGCAGCUCUAUCGGCGGCGGCCGACGCUUCAGGAGGAAGCGGACGUCGUCUACCUGGACCAGCCCGUCGGGGGCGGCUACAGUUUCGCGAGGGACCGUCGUGGCUUCGCCCGCACGCUGGACGACAUCGCCGACUCGAUCGAGGAGUUCCUGCGGCAGUUCCUCGUGCUGUUUCCAGAGAACAGAAAUAGGCGCUUCUACGCGAUCGGAGAGUCGUACGGCGCUCGAUCAGCGCUUGGGAUCGUGAAUCGGCUGCAAGUUAACCGGAGCCUUCCAUUGAGAGUAUCAGGGGUGAUCCUCGGAGUUCCUUUUGUCGCCCCCCUCCUGGACCUCAUAGACUCUUCGGACUACCUCUACAGCACCGGACUCAUCGAUGGCCGAGGACACCGGCUGUUCGCCGAGCGCUUCCAGCAGAUCAAGCUCGCCGCCGGGUUCAACCGCACGAUAGCCGCCGCGCUACUUCUGAAGACGGUGUUCAACGCGAAAUUCGACGACGAGCCGACCCUCUACCAGCAGCUCACGGGCUACACGGACCACGGGAGCGUGCUGCGGACGAGGCCGGCACCGGAAAGGCUCAAGUACCCGCGAUUACGUCACGAGCGACGCGUUCAAGAGGGCCAUUCACGUCGCCGGAGAGACGCCGCUGGAGGCUCAGAAGCUGGCCUUGGGCUUGAGCCUGGCGCAGAGCGAUUACUUCACCGACAUCAGCGACACGUUGGCCAACGUCCUCGACUCCAACAAGGUGCUUCUGUACACGGGGCAGAUGGACACGGUCUUUCCGGCGGUGAACACCGACCGCUACCUGCGCCGGCUGAAGUGGAGCGGUCAGCGCGAGCUCGAGAACGCGCAGCGCGAGACGUGGUACUCGUUUGCCGAUGCGCACAGGCCCGCGGGAUACGUGACUCGCGCGCGGAACUUGACCUACGUGCUGGUCUCUCGCGCCGGCCAUCACGCCACCUUUGACAGGCCUGAAGCGCUGUUCGACCUCACGUACAGCUUCAUACACGGCAGAAAAUACAGAGCGUCGUGAGUGUGUCG
This is a messenger RNA of Dermacentor andersoni, 2584 nucleotides long. The record is from RefSeq and is a predicted model, not a curated record. NCBI's taxonomy places the organism in Eukaryota, Metazoa, Arthropoda, Arachnida, Ixodida, Ixodidae.